AUGGCUGGAGAUGUACAAAAUAUUGUCGACGCUGUGACGAAAGCUUUCGCGAAGCAUGAUACGGAAGCUAUUAAAGGCAUUUUAAGACAAGGUUGCCAUGCACAUUACAUCUUCGCUUCGGUAACGGAUAGUUCUUCUCGACUAUCUGCCAGGGAUCUGUUUCUGCAAGUGAAUGCUACUGUACCAGGAAACUUCGAUCAUCGCUAUUUUAUACCAAAUUAUGAUGACCUCUUAUGCAAUGUGCUUCUUCAUCUAGCAGCUUACAUUUCAGAUUAUGAGUUAAUCACAUUACUUGUAGAACAGGGAGCCGAUAUUACGAGCACAGAAACAAAAGGAAGAACAGCCCUGAAUAUUGCUUCCCAAUAUGCAUCUUUAGAAAUUGUAAAGUUCCUAAUAGAGAAUUCGCCCACGCAAAUUCUUGACCUCCCUGCUGAGAAUGGAUAUGCUCUCUUAAAGAAUGCUUGUUUGUAUAAUUGUCCAAAGGUUGUGCAGUUUCUAUUAUCGCAAGGCAUUAGUGUGACCGCAAAUGAAAAAAAGCGAAUCCCUAUAUUGAUUUCUAUAUUUCAUAAGGACGCAGAAUACGUAACCCCUGUUGUAUCUCUACUUUUAGAUGAUGGUGCAAAGAUUAACCUCGGCAACCAUGCAUUGGGAACACCACUGAUACUUGCUAUAAAUAGUGCUUACAUUGCAAUGAAUCAUUCUGCCGAUUCCUCAUAUUCCUCAUAUGUGGAUUUGUGUUUCAUGUUGAUAAAACGUGGAUGUGAUGUUAAUGCUGCUCAUUCUGAUGGUAAGACAGCUCUACAUUUCGCUAUUAAAAGAGAUCUUGAAACUGUAGUUCGAAAACUUUUGAUUUCCGGAAGUGAUAUCGACAGCCGUGACGUGUUUGGGAAUACCGCAUUACACUUUGCAUGUAGGAAUGGCAGCAAGCGAUUAGUUGAUCUCCUCAUAAUUUCUGGUGCUGAUUUACGGGCCAUAGAUCGAGAAACAACUUUAAUACAGUGGAGAAGUUUGGGAAAAUUAAAUGAGAGAAACACUCAGCUCUUAAAUUAUGUCAUUAAUGAGUCUAAGCAGUGCCUCAGUUUAGAAAACAUGUGCCAUAUAACGAUUAGGAAGUAUAUAAGGAAUGUAGAAAAAGACGCCAUCCAUCUUGGACUACCCGCAUUACUCAUGAAACGUAUACAACUUAAAGACUGAUGUAAUAUAAUUUAUUGGCAAAUGUAUAAAAAGGUUG
Stegodyphus dumicola is the source of this 1231-nucleotide messenger RNA. RefSeq lists its product as uncharacterized. Gene Ontology annotation, molecular function: protein binding. The record is from RefSeq and is a predicted model, not a curated record. Lineage: Eukaryota; Metazoa; Arthropoda; Arachnida; Araneae; Eresidae.